Cephus cinctus (wheat stem sawfly) is the source of this 1399-nucleotide messenger RNA. Its product is annotated as UPF0160 protein MYG1, mitochondrial. NCBI's taxonomy places the organism in Eukaryota, Metazoa, Arthropoda, Insecta, Hymenoptera, Cephidae. The record is from RefSeq and is a predicted model, not a curated record. The coding region runs from base 174 to 1064 and encodes 296 amino acids. Gene Ontology annotation, cellular component: nucleus; cytoplasm. The transcript is spliced from 7 exons.
UCAAGUUAUGAUUUUCUGUACUGAAAAUCAUGGAAUAAUGCGUAAAGAAGUUCUCCGCACUGCUCCGUACAUCGUGUUGAACGUUGACUUAACCUAAAAUUGUGUGGUACGUCAGGUUAUAUUAGGUCAUUAUACAAAACUGGAUUGUGGGCUUAUUAGGAUAUAUUAGAACCAUGUCAUCAGAAAUAAAAAUUGGUACACAUGAUGGUUGUUUCCACUGUGACGAAGCACUGGCUUGUUUUAUGCUGAAGCAACUGCCACGGUAUAAGAACGCUACCAUAGUCAGAAGUCGUGAUCAGGCUAUCUUGGAUACAUGUGAUAUUGUAGUCGAUGUUGGAGGAGUGUAUGAUCAUUCCAAACAUAGAUAUGAUCAUCAUAUGAGAGACUUUAAAGAAUCUGUAAGCACAGUGAUUAAUAAGCCAGGAUAUAAUUGGACUAUUAAAUUAAGUAGUGCUGGUUUGGUAUAUUGCCAUUUUGGUUUUGAAAUUAUUAAGGAAUUAAUACCUGAAGUGAACGAUGAAACCGACAUUAGCAAUAUUUUUAAGAAAGUCUAUGAUACAUUAAUUAAAGAAAUUGAUGCUAUAGAUAAUGGUAUCCCAAUGUUUGAUGGAGAACCAAAAUAUUGCAUAGUGACAAAUUUAAGUGCUCGCGUAUCAAGACUGAAUCCUAAUUGGAACAGUAAGGAUUUGAAUGUCGAUGAGCAGUUUUAUAAAGCUAUGGCACUUGCUGGAGAAGAAUUUUUAGAAUUUGUAAACUACACAGCAAGAGUAUGGUGGCCUGCGAGGGCUAUAGUACGAGAAACUGUCAUGAAGCGAUUCGACGUUGACCCAACCGGUGAAAUACUUGAAUUGACGCAACGUGUACCGCGGAAGGACCAUCUUUUCGAAUUAGAAGAGGAAUUGGGGUUAGGUCCUUUAAUAAAAUACGUAAUCUUUAAAGACAAGUUUUAUAGAGUGCAGGCAGUUCCAGUGUGCGAAGGUAGCUUCAUUACUAGACUUUUUCUACCGAGUGCAUGGGCUGGAUUACGCGACGAGGAAUUGUCAAGUGUUUUAUUUUAUUUAUGAAUGAAUGAAUUAAUAAUGUAUGUCAAUUUAUAUGAACUUGUACUUAAUGCAAGAUUUGACCACUAAUAUCUACUUUAUCCAUUGUACUCAUCCAUCAUACUCAUACUCAUCCAUUGUUUCUGCAUAUGAUCAACGAAUGUCACAACAAAUUAUUGAAAAGGGUUUCUAUGCCAAAAACGCUCAGAUUAUAGAGAUUAAGUUUGUACUCUGAGAACAUCACACUUAUUAUUUAGUAUAUGACGUGUCGUUCUCUGAGUUAAUAUAGUUCAAUGCAACUUUCCUUUAUAUCUGUUUAAUAUGUGUCGGUAAAUUAUCGAAUGUUAACAAAAAAUGUA